Molecule: messenger RNA, 1686 nt
Organism: Danaus chrysippus (African queen)
Lineage: Eukaryota; Metazoa; Arthropoda; Insecta; Lepidoptera; Nymphalidae
Source: the annotation of a GenBank genome assembly
AUGGCUUCACAAACGAGGGGAGGAAUUUGGAGAACGGCGUCGCUAGGGGUUGCUUGGUUCGUGCGGCCGCUUCGCGCCUGCGCGCGUAGUUCGCGCCACUGCUACGUCGCUUGCAAGCCAGAUGUUCUGAAAAGCUUCCUGUCGUCGUUACUACUCGAUAAUGUAGCGUUUGCGUCGAAAACAUUAAAUGUCGUUUUAUGGUUCUGUAUUCGGAUAUCGUUCGCUUACACCUUUCCGAUGCCGAGGGGGGUGAAGCGAGGAGCGGCGGAAGGCGAAGCUGAGGUGGUGGUACGCGUCGGGGCUUCUCCGUCGCACACCACGCUCCUGGACGACAGCCCUAGCCAGCCCAUAAGCUACCACCUGCUCGACCAUGGCUAUGGGGCCACACCUCAACACCAGAUACGCCGGGAGGCGCCCACCGCACCGCCGAAGACAUCUGAAGCGGUGAAACGUAGACUGAACCUGAGCGAGAGUAGUUCAGGCAGCCAGGGUCACGUGGUGCCGAUGAAGGCUGACUUCAAGACGCCCAAACAGAAACGCGUCAAAGUACUAACCCCGUACAGCCGACCGUCCAGUUCUAUGAAAAAAUACACAGAACGCUCCAGGUUUGACACGUCAUUAGGUCUACUGACGAAAAAGUUUGUAGCUCUCCUCAAGUCGUCGCCGAACGGUGUCUUAGAUCUUAACAUAGCAGCUGAACAUCUCUCAGUACAGAAACGUCGAAUAUACGACAUCACUAACGUGUUAGAGGGGAUAGGAAUAUUAGAGAAGAGAUCCAAAAAUAAUAUACAAUGGAAAUGUGGUGUAGGAGGUGGAGGCGUGAACGAAGAGAACCGCGUCCGUCGUCUGCGGCGCGAGGUGCGGUCUUUGUCCGGGCGGGAGGCGCGCGUGACUCGAGCGGUGGCCGCCGCCGAGCAGGCGCUGUCCCGACUGUCAGCGGAGCACGGCGCGAGGGCCUACAUCACGUACGCCGACCUCAGGUCCAUUAAGGACUUUAGAAAUCAAACCGUCAUACCCAUCAAGGCCCCGCCGGACACCAGGCUCAGUGUACCACAUCCAGAUGAGAAAGGGUAUACGAUACAUCUCAAAUCAAUUUCUGGAGAAAUAGAAGUGUACCUCUGUCCUAAAGAACGUCCGCCCACGCCGCCGCCCUCAUCUGGUGUGUUACCAUCGGAUCCAUUGUUGGAGGAUAACAAAGCACUCCUGGCUCCGCUCAUCGCUCAGCUUCAAACACUACCCUCUAGUUCCAUCUCAGCCGCCUUCACAACACCAAUAAAGCGUGAGCCGGAUGAAGGCGCGUGGUCCCGUAGCCUCGUGGUUCGUACUCCGUGCGUCACGGACCCCACCCUGCCGUUGACCCCGGCGUUAUCGACCCCCGCAGCGCCCACCACGCCAGUCGGACCAGCGGCGCCCACCACGCCAACUACGCCCGCACACGCCAAUAUGACCACACCUGAUACGGGAGGCGCGCGUGGUCGUCUUCGGAACGCAUUGAUAGCGGACAGCGACGACUUCGCGCCCAUCAUGGGCGGUGGGCGGUUCCAGUUACAGACUGAGGACCAGGAGUCAGAGCAAAUGGAGUUGGAACCGUUCCUGCCCUUGGAGCCGCCGAUGUCAGCCAACGACUACGGCUUCUGUCUCGACCACGACGAGGGCUUGUCGGAACUGUUUGACUUUGAGUUCUAG